GUAGCUCGAUCGCCCGCCCGCCCAUUCGUCGUCGGAGCCCUCACUCACUCACUCGAGGACGACUCACAGACAUUCGCAGCCGCCCGAGGAAAACCCUCCAUAAUUCGUCGACUGGGGCGGGGGCUGAUCGACUGAUUGCCCGCCCGCCCGCCUGAGAUCCACUCGCACCAUUCGUCGUGGGAGCCCUCACUCAGCGGUGCUGUCUCCCCACUGGCGGGAAGCGCGGGGUUGGCGGUGCUGUCCGCCGCCGCGAGCGAGCGAGCAGGGCGGGGCGGAGGGUGCAGCGCCGACGCGCGAGCUAGUGAGCGAGCCCCAGUGUGCACAGCCUGAGCUAGCGCGAGGCAGCAGGCGGUUUGAUCGGCACCAAGCGGCGGAAAGCUUUCAAUUUGUGUGUGUGUGUGGGGGAAUUUUUAAAUUAAAAAAAACAUUAAGAGACAAAUUAUCCUGCAAAAAAAAAAUCAAAAAAAUCCGCAGUUUCCACACCACUGGAGAGAGGACGUUCGAAGAUCACCUGAACCGCAGAGGUCUCCAACAGAAGGCAAAAUGUCUCAGCGGGAUGCAGAACGGUAUCUCUAUGUGGACAAAAAUCUCCUCAAUAAUCCACUGACACAGGCUGACUGGGCGGCAAAAAAACUGGUGUGGGUGCCCUCAGAACGUAGUGGCUUUGAGGCUGCCAGCCUCAAGGAGGAGAUUGGUGAAGAGGCGUUAGUUGAGUUGGUGGAGAAUGGCAAGAAAGUUAAAAUCAACAAGGAUGACAUCCAGAAGAUGAACCCACCCAAGUUUUCCAAAGUGGAAGAUAUGGCAGAGCUGACUUGCCUGAAUGAAGCUUCUGUACUCCAUAAUUUGAAAGAGCGUUACUACUCAGGACUAAUCUACACUUACUCAGGUCUUUUCUGCGUGGUAAUUAAUCCUUACAAGAAUCUACCUAUCUACACCGAGGAGAUUGUUGAGAUGUACAAGGGGAAAAAACGGCAUGAGUUGCCACCCCACAUCUAUGCCAUCACGGAUACUGCAUACAGAAGCAUGUUGCAAGAUCGUGAGGACCAGUCAAUCCUAUGCACAGGAGAAUCUGGUGCCGGUAAGACAGAGAAUACCAAGAAAGUGAUUCAGUAUUUGGCCCACGUUGCCUCUUCACACAAGUCUAAAAAGGACCAACAGUCUACGGUGUUAGCAUACGGAGAGCUUGAGAAGCAACUACUCCAAGCGAACCCUAUCCUCGAAGCAUUUGGUAAUGCAAAAACUGUGAAAAACGACAACUCUUCUCGAUUUGGUAAAUUUAUUCGAAUCAACUUUGAUGUAAAUGGCUACAUUGUUGGAGCCAAUAUUGAAACUUAUCUUUUGGAAAAGUCUCGUGCCAUACGUCAAGCCAAAGAUGAACGUACCUUCCAUAUUUUUUACUAUCUUCUUUCCGGGGCUGGAGAACACUUGAAGACUGAUCUGUUAUUGGAGGGUUACAAUAACUACAAAUUUGUAUCUAAUGGUCACAUUACCAUUCCUGGACAGCAAGAUAGAGAAUUGUUCCAGGAGACGAUGGAGGCAUUCAAAAUUAUGGGAAUAUCUGGAGAUGAAUUGAUAGCUAUGCUAAAGGUAGUUUCUGCUGUACUUCAAUUUGGGAACAUCAUUUUCAAAAAGGAACGCAACACUGAUCAAGCUACCAUGCCUGAGAACACAGCUGCCCAGAAAGUGUGCCACCUUCUGGGAAUCCAGGUGACUGACUUCAGCAGGGCAAUCCUCACACCCCGCAUCAAAGUUGGAAGGGAUUAUGUUCAGAAAGCUCAGACCAAAGAGCAAGCUGAUUUUGCUGUUGAGGCUUUAGCCAAAGCCACUUAUGAACGCCUCUUCCGCUGGCUUGUUAUGCGUAUCAAUAAGGCCCUGGACAGGACCAAGAGGCAGGGUGCUUCCUUUGUGGGCAUUUUGGAUAUUGCUGGCUUUGAGAUCUUUGAGUUGAACUCUUUUGAACAAUUGUGCAUCAACUACACAAAUGAAAAGCUGCAACAGCUCUUUAAUCACACAAUGUUCAUCCUGGAGCAAGAGGAGUACCAGCGAGAAGGAAUUGAAUGGAACUUCAUUGAUUUUGGCCUGGACUUGCAGCCUUGCAUUGACCUCAUUGAAAAAUCCGCUAGCCCUCCCGGCAUCCUCGCUCUGCUUGAUGAAGAGUGCUGGUUCCCCAAAGCCACUGAUAAAACGUUUGUGGAGAAGGUAGUGCAGGAGCAGGGAACCCACCCCAAGUUCCAGAAACCCAAACAGCUAAAAGACAAGGCUGAUUUCUGCAUUAUGCAUUAUGCUGGAAAGGUGGAUUACAAAGCAACUGAAUGGCUAAUGAAGAAUAUGGACCCACUAAAUGAUAACAUUGCUACAUUGUUGCACCAGUCUUCCGAUAAAUUUAUAGCUGAUCUUUGGAGAGAUGUGGACCGCAUUGUUGGAUUGGAUCAAGUUGUAGACCUGUCCCAUGCAGCAUUACCUGGUGCGUUCAAGACCAAAAGGGGCAUGUUCCGUACAGUCAGCCAACUUUACAAGGAGCAGCUUUCCAAACUGAUGGCCACGCUAAGGAAUACCAACCCUAAUUUUGUUCGCUGCAUUAUUCCCAACCAUGAGAAGAAGUCUGGAAAACUGGAAGCUCACCUUGUUUUGGAGCAACUGCGAUGUAAUGGUGUCCUCGAGGGUAUUCGUAUUUGCAGGCAGGGAUUUCCCAACAGAAUCGUUUUCCAGGAAUUCCGCCAAAGAUAUGAAAUCCUUACUCCCAAUUCCAUUCCCAAAGGUUUCAUGGAUGGAAAGCAGGCGUGUGUACUCAUGAUCAAAGCUCUAGAAUUGGAUUCUAACUUGUACAGAAUUGGACAAAGUAAGGUGUUCUUCCGUGCUGGUGUGUUGGCUCACCUUGAGGAAGAGAGAGACUUGAAGAUCACAGAUGUUAUCAUUGAAUUCCAAGCCUUAUGCAGAGGUUAUCUGGCAAGAAAGGCCUUUGCCAGACGCCAACAGCAGCUGAAUGCCAUGAAGGUAAUUCAAAGGAACUGUGCUGCUUACCUGAAACUACGCAAUUGGCAGUGGUGGAGACUGUUUACAAAGGUGAAGCCUUUACUACAGGUGAGUCGACAGGAAGAGGAAAUGGUUGCCAAAGAAGAUGAGUUGCACAAAACCAAGGAGAGGCAAUUGAUGGCAGAGCAGAGGAUAUCUGAAAUAGAGCAGCAAAACAACCAGUUGAUGGCUGAGAAGUCUGCUCUGCAGGAGCAGCUGCAGGCUGAGACUGAACUCUGUGCAGAGGCAGAGGAGAUGCGGUCACGAAUGGCAGCUAAGAAGCAGGAGCUAGAGGAGAUCCUACAUGAUCUCGAGGCACGGGUAGAGGAGGAGGAAGAACGCUGCCAACAUCUGCUUACAGAUAAGAAAAAAAUGCAUCAAAAUAUCCAGGAGCUGGAGGAACAACUGGAAGAGGAAGAAGCAGCUAGACAAAAACUACAACUGGAGAAAGUGACUGCUGAAGCUAAGCUGAAGAAAAUGGAUGAAAAUCUCUUGGUGCAGGAUGAUCAGAACAGUAAACUAUCAAAGGAAAAGAAACUUAUGGAUGAGAGGGUAGCAGAGUUCAUUACGAAUCUUGCUGAAGAAGAAGAAAAGUCAAAAAGCCUGGCCAAACUCAAGGCGAAACAUGAAACAAUGAUUUCAGAUCUUGAAGACCGACUGAGGAGGGAGGAGAAGGGAAGGCAGGAACUGGAGAAGAACCGUCGUAAAUUGGAGGGAGAUUCAUCAGAUUUACAUGACCAAAUUGCUGAGCUCCAACAACAGAUUGCAGAGCUUAAAGCACAGUUGGCCAAGAAAGAGGAGGAACUCCAAGCAGCACUGGCCAGAAUGGAAGAGGAAACUACACACAAGAAUGCAGCAAUAAAGAAAAUCCGUGAGCUGGAAUCUCAUAUUAGUGAGCUGCAAGAGGAUCUUGAAUCUGAGAAGAUGUCCAGGAUCAAGGCUGAUAAACAGAAGAGAGACCUGGGUGAGGAGCUGGAAGCGUUGAAAACUGAACUGGAAGAUACUCUUGAUUCAACAGCUGCCCAGCAGGAACUCAGAACAAAGCGCGAGCACGAGGUGAGCCAGAUGAAGAGAGUUCUGGAAGAUGAAGCUAAAACCCAUGAAGCGCAAAUCCAAGAAAUUAGACAGAAACACUCCCAGGUAGUGGAGGAUCUGUCUGAGCAACUCGAGCAGACAAAACGGUUCAAAUCUGGAUUAGAGAAGACCAAACAAGUCCUGGAGAGUGAACGCAAUGAACUGAGCAUUGAGAUAAAGAGUCUGAUGCAGUCCAAGGCAGAAUCUGAGCACAGACGCAAAAAACUGGAGUCCAUUAUGCAGGAGAUGCAGGUUAAAUAUACAGAUGGAGACCGAUCUCGAAGCGAGCUCAUUGAGAGAGUUGGCAAGCUUCAGAGUGAAUUGGACAAUGUUACUACCCUCAUGAAUCAAGCGGAGAGCAAGGUCAUUAAACUGACCAAAGACUACAGCACAGUGGAAUCUCAUUUACAGGAUGCUCAGGAACUCCUCCAAGAAGAGACUCGCCAGAAGUUAUCAUUUAGUACCAAACUGAGACAUACUGAAGAUGAGUUUAAUCGGAUUCAUGAACAAUUGGAGGAGGAGGAGGAAGCAAAGAGAAAUUUGGAGAAACAAUUUUCUGUCGUCCAGAUGCAGUUGAGUGAAUCAAAGAAGCGGCUGGAUGAUGGCUGUGCAUCACUGGAGAGUGUAGAGGAUGGCAAGAAGAAGGUUCUGAAAGACAUGGAGCUUCUAACUCAGCGCUUCGAAGAGAAAACAUCAUCCUAUGAUAAAUUGGAAAAGACCAAGAACCGUUUGCAGCAGGAGCUGGAUGAUAUGAUUGUGGGCCUGGAUCACCAAAGGCAGAUAGUUUCCAAUCUUGAAAAGAAACAGAAGAAAUUUGAUCAGCUGCUGGCUGAGGAAAAGAACGUUUCCUUGAAGAACUCUGAGGAGCGGGAUCGUGCACAGGCUGAGGCACGCGAGAAGGAGACCAAGACACUGUCUCUCACCCGUGCCCUUGAGGAGGCGAUGGAUCAGAAGGUUGAGAUGGAAAAAAUGAAUAAGCUGUUGCGUGCAGAGAUGGAAGACCUCGUCAGCUCCAAGGACGAUGUGGGAAAGAGUGUACAUGAGUUGGAGAAGGGGAAACGUGCUUUGGAGCAGCAGGUGGAAGAGAUGAAGACUCAGCUGGAGGAGCUGGAGGAUGAGCUCCAGGCCACUGAAGAUGCUAAGCUACGCCUGGAAGUGAAUUUGCAAGCCAUGAAAGCUCAAUUUGAUAGGGACCUGAUGGGCAAGGAUGAAAUGAGUGAAGAAAAGAGGAGACAACUAAUUAAGCAGGUGCGUGAGAUGGAGGCAGAGCUGGAAGAUGAGCGAAAGCAGCGGUCAAUGGCUGUUACCACCAAGAAAAAGUUGGAGAUGGAUUUCAAGGAUUUGGAGGGACAAAUUGAAGCUUCGAACAAGGGCCGUGAUGAAGCCAUAAAGCAUCUUCGCAAACUGCAGACUCAGCUGAAAGACUACCAGCGUGAAUUGGACGACGCUCGUAACUCUCGAGAAGAAAUCCUAACCCUGUCCAAAGAAACUGAGAAAAAACUGAAGCAAUUCGAGGCUGAAAUGAUUCAUUUUCAGGAGGAACUUGCUGCAGCCGAGCGUGCAAAGCGGCAAAUGCAGCAGGAAAGAGAUGAACUUGCUGAAGAGAUUGCGACCAACUGUUCUGGAAAGUCUUUGGCUCUUGAUGAGAAGAGGCGCCUUGAGGCCAGGAUUGCUCAGCUGGAAGAAGAAGUAGAAGAGGAGCAAACAAAUGCUGAAAUGGCCAACGAUAGACUCAAGAAAGCCAAUCUCCAGGUUGAUCAAAUCAAUGCAGAUCUUUCUGCGGAACGCAGCAAUGCUCAGAAGGCAGAAAAUGCUCGCCAGCAGUUCGAUCGUCAGAACAAGGAUCUGAAAGCCAAGUUGCAGGAGAUGGAGAAUGUGGUCAGAUCCAAGUACAAAGCCAGCCUUGCAGCAAUGGAAGCAAAGGUGUCUCAGCUAGAGGAGCAACUUGAUUUAGAAACACGGGAAAGGCAAGCUGCCAAUAAACUGCUGCGUCGUUCAGAAAAGAAGUUGAAGGAGGGAAUACUGCAAAUAGAGGAUGAGAGGCGCAAUUCUGAUCAAUACAAAGACCAGGUUGAGAAAGCCAAUUCCCGUGUGAAGCAGUUGAAGCGACAACUGGAGGAAGCUGAAGAGGAAGCCCAGCGUGCUAAUGCUUCACGCAGAAAGCUGCAGAGGGAGCUGGAAGAUACUAGUGAAACUGCAGAUGCAAUGACCCGCGAGGUCAGCACGCUCAAGAACAAGCUGAGACGUGGAGUAGAGCCUGCGUUCACUGUGCGCCGCCCAGUCCGAAAGCUUGAUGAAAUCUCGGACGACGACGCUGAAAGUCGGGGUGAGGCUGGAGAUACCAAACCUGCAGAGUAAUUUGCCAAAGCAAGCUGUGUGUGCAGCAUAAGAGCUGUGAUCGGGCCAAUUAUCUUACAAAAUGCAUAACUGUGUAUUGAAUGAUGCAGCUGAGAACAUCAGGGCACGCUCUCUCCUUUCCCCUCAGCAUUAUGUAAAUUCUUUCUAAAUAAUUUUGAGCUCAUAGCAUAGACCUGCAUACCUAGAAGAACAAGGCUUAUAUAUUCUGCAGCACAACCCAGAGAAGAGAGGUUCUGAUUUAGCCCAUGUGUGGAUAAUUUUUUCUGCAUUUCUCAGCUGGUGAGCUGAACUGGCCUGCAGUUGAACUUGUGGAACAAUCAUUUCCAUUAGCUUUCAUUGUGUUUUUUUUUUUUGUUUAAUUUGGCUUACUUUGGGUUACCUAUUUAGUUUUCUGGUUCAGGAAUGUAGCAUUUUGUUAGACAAAAGCUAGUGUCUAGGCAUAGCAACAAAACUCUUGACAAUCUUAUUAAACCAUGUGGUUACUCUCACACUGUUAGGAGAUUCACAAGCCACCAGAUAUCAAUGGAUAUAGUAUACAUGAUUCAAUUGAUGACUUAGAAGUCCACAUUUGGCUAUGUUAAUAGCAGUUCUUUAUACAAUAAAAUGGCUUCAUUUUAUACUUGAAGUCUUGCUGCCUGGAAUCUGGAGUCACCCCAAGUUGUAGCAAGACAUCAGAUCACUGCCUGAGAGAUUUCAGUGGAUUCAACGACAGGAAUUUAAAGGUUUCAUUUUCAUAACAAUAUAAAAUGCCUCAGGAAGCAACAGAAAAUUAACUUCUAACUGGAAGUCUGCCUAUUCAGUCUGUCUUUAUCCAUACUCUCUGAAGCUAAGCCAGUGUGCAUUUCCAACACCCUUCCAUCUUCAAUAAAACUUGUGACAAUCUUUUUUUUGUAAAUCUCUCAUCGGGAAACAGUCCGUUUUGUUUUUAUUGGAAGAGGCGAGCCAAUGCUCCAUUUUGUUUUCUUUCUCUUCGCGUUGUUGUCGAUGAUUGUUUUUAGGUAGGCUGUGACCCGGUUUUGGAAACCUGCUCAUUUCCUUCAUGGGAGUUCCCACUGUUGUACAAGUACGCUGCUGCCGCUGACUGCUGGCACACUUCUCAGUCCAGCAGCUCCCGCCUACACCACUUAUUGGAGAAGUGUCUUUGCCUGUUACAGACACUUUUGUUCAGAUCUCUGGGAGGCAUGUGUGCUCAGCACCAGUAUUGUGAGAAGCCGCAUCGAGCACUGCAAAUGAUGCAAGCUAAGCCUGGCUAGUUCCAAUACUUUUUUGCUUGUGCAAUGACAUCCAAGGAAGGAAAUGCAUGGAUAUAUAUAUUCUUUUUUUUUUUUUUUUUUUUUAAUCUCAUGAAUAUUGCUUCAUAGCUAUUGGGAACAGUUUUUGAUAGAAGUUAUACUGGAUUUUGUAAAAUGACUUCAUUCCUGUGAUUCAUUAAUGGACCAAAUAUAUAUUUAAACAGGGAAAUAUAAUCAAGAAGGAAAAAAAAUCAUUAAUGGAUUCUCAUUUUAUAUAUAUAUAAAAUAUAAAUUUAGCCAAUCACUCUGACCAAUCAUGAUCUUUUAUUGAGCGCACAGCUCCAAUUUAAAAAGAAAAUGCAUUUUGGAAAAAACUGGAAGAGGCUGAUGCUUAAACUGCACAGUUUUAAAUUCAUUCUAUCUGGUGAGGGGUGCCUCGUGCACUGGGUGUUUCAGGGGAUCCUUCAAAUGCUCCUUCAUUCACUUUGGGACCUUAGUUUGAGAUUUGUUUUUGACUUUGUAUGUUCCUAACACACUGGGUUGAGAGAGAGAGAGAGAGAGGAAAAGUGUUUUGCCAUCAUAUCUGCUGCAACAUUUUAUGUUUCACACGAGAAUUCGCUCCAUAUUUCUUGCUAUAGAAACUAUUUGGAUUUACAACACAUACACAUAUAUUUUUAUAAAAGUGCCUUAAGCAUGUUUCGCACCAGUGCCGCUAAAUGGAAUUGUAACAGUCGUUUGCAGAUGUUACCAUAACCGUGUUACAAAUAAACUUUAUGACAUUU
Messenger RNA from Leucoraja erinaceus (little skate), 8458 nucleotides. RefSeq names its product myosin-9-like. Bases 544 to 6444 code for a protein of 1966 amino acids. Gene Ontology annotation, cellular component: myosin complex. Gene Ontology annotation, molecular function: ATP binding; actin filament binding; cytoskeletal motor activity. The transcript has 42 exons. Lineage: Eukaryota; Metazoa; Chordata; Chondrichthyes; Rajiformes; Rajidae. The record is from RefSeq and is a predicted model, not a curated record.